Molecule: messenger RNA, 6710 nt
Organism: Porites lobata
Lineage: Eukaryota; Metazoa; Cnidaria; Anthozoa; Scleractinia; Poritidae
Source: the annotation of a GenBank genome assembly
GUUCCGUCGGAGAUUGUUGCCCGUGGCAUCCUGGCCACUAAAGCCUACAACAGAGCCCUUUUAGAAGGAAAAACCUAUGUAAGAAGAGUGCCUGUCAUGAUAAUUGGACAAGAUCGGACAGGGAAGACCAGUCUGAAGAAGUCUCUAAAAGGGGAGACUUUCAAUCCAAAUGAAAAAAGCACAGUAGGAAUAGAGACGGAUCCGUCUUAUUUUAAGGUCUCGACAGACGUUUGGAGGACGGGAGUGAAAAGCAAAGGUACCAAACUAGAACAGACGUUUUCGUUUGAGCACCAGGCAGCCCAGAUGAUAUUUGACAGCUUAAGGAAUAGAAGUACAGACUACUCUGAAGCUAAAGAACUUGCAGAGAAACCAAACAUUAGCGGUUCGGAGUCACAGAUCGAUUUGAUGAACGUAGCAGAACGGUGUAAAGAACCAAGUGGUAGCAGGACAGAGUCAUCACUUCAAGAAUCAAAAGUAUUUGGGAAAGCCAAGGCCAAUUCAUCAGUUUCAGAGCUUUCAGAAGAACCUAACGCUUCUCGUAUCAAACCAGCGUUUCAAGAUCCCAAAGUUCUAGAGAAACCCAAAGCCAAUUAUGGAUCACAGAAAUCCAGCACAAGUGGGAUUGAGCCAUCACUUCAAGACUCUAAAGAUCAUCUGGUUGUGCCAAAUCUACCUGAAGACUUAGCGUCAUUGGUUCAGAAGUUGCUUGAAAAUAAUAAAGAGGCUGAAGAUCAAAAUGACAUCUAUUCCAUCCUGUGGGAUUUUGGAGGACAGUCUGUCUACUACGCCACCCACCCAAUUUUCUUGACAGAAAAAGCCAUCUACAUUUUGGUUUCCGACCUAAGUCGUGAUCCACACCAGAAAGAUAGCGUUCCAAUGAAGAAAGGAAUGUCGAGGAAUAUAAAAGACACAAGCUGUAGCAAAACCAAUCUCGACAAUCUUGAUUUUUGGAUGUCAUCAGUUUAUUCUUUGGUUAGUCCGGAUGCUGUCAGUCAGAAGGAUCUUCGCUCUGAAAAGUUACCUCCAGUGUUCUUGGUGUGUACGCAUGCUGACACGCCCUACUGCAGUGGGGACCCUGAAGUUCUUGCCAGGGAAACUUAUGGUUCUCUGAAAGACAAGAUUUAUGGAAAACUUCUUAAAGGCUUUUUUGUUGUAGAUAACACGAAGUCAGGAAGUGCCGAUGAGUGUCAAGGCGUAAAAAAACUAAGGGAAAAAGUACAUUUUGUAGCAAAGAAUCUUCCACAGAUGAACGAAGCCAUUCCUUUGAAGUGGUUAAAGUAUGAAAAGGUUCUCCGUCUGUUAAGCGAGGAAGGCUAUAAGUGGAUACCCAUUGAGAAAGCAAGACACAUUGCCUUAGAUGAGUGUGGAAUUAACGACGAUGAUCAGUUUCAAACACUAUUAAACUUUUUGCACGAUCAGAGAGUUUUGAUUCAUUUUAACGAAUCACAAGAAUUACGAAACAUGGUCAUUUUGAGCCCGCAAUGGCUCAUAGACAUGUUUAAGGAGGUAAUCACUGUCAGAAGUUGGGAGUUGGUGGAAGAAAGCGUUGAAGAUCUAUGGCGUAAUUUGGAGAAGAAUGGAAUCUUGGAUGAAAAGCUUUUAGAUAGUGCAUGGAGACACUUGUUUGUUAACCAAGAAACCUGCAAAAGUCUCGUUGCAAUAAUGGAGAGAUUUAGCUUGCUUUGUCCAUGGCCAUCGGAUUGUACCACCAAGCAGUACCUUGUGCCAUCCAUGUUAAAGUCUCCUCCAACAGCUGAUGUUCUUGAGCUCCUUGCCUCUGUACGAAUUCCUUCUCUUUUUGUGAGGUUUGAAUCUUGCAGAGUGCCCCCAGGCCUGUUUUCGAGACUUAUUUUGCUUUUUCACCACUGGGCCCAAGAUAAGUGGGGCAGACCAGUCAAACCUAAACUCUUCAAUAACUUUGCCUUGUUUCACAUCCGACCUCAUGAUGCCACUUCUGUCACUUUAUUGUGCCAUUCCUCCUCUAUCGAGAUCGUUUUGCACGUCAUGGGUGUGGCCCUCGAUGAAGUUUCAGACCUUAAGCUUGGCUAUGUAAGUGAUCUAGAUGCCAGCCGUCUGAGCCGUGAUAUUCACCGACAAUUGAGGUUACUUCUUGAAUGCAUGCGCAAGGAGUUUUCCUGGUUAAAGCACAUGAAAUACGAAACGUGUGUCUCUUGUCCUGUGUGUUCUCAAAGGGGAGGCUCCAAAUGCCGUGAUCAUGGUGUGCGAGGUUGCGAUUGUUUGCACCUGUUGUCAGAACUUGAGUUGCAAGACUAUCGCUAUUGCGACAGGCAUGUUGUUUGUGCAGAUUGCAGGAUUCACAAAGAGAUGUUCGUACAUUGGUUUGCAUUCUCAGAUGUGCAAGAAAGCAGGGUUACUCUUACUCAGGUUUGUUCUUGUAUAUUCUGAACAAGUCAUUCAUCCAAAUUGUAAUCCCUCACUAGGGUUAUUGAACCAUUAUAAUCCCGUCAGUGCCAAAAAACUGUCCGUAACUUCUUUUCGACAGUUACAUUCUUGCGCUUGCAAAAUUGCGCAAACUGCAACUCGUUUUAUAAAAAGCAAGAUAAAAAAGCAAUAGCAUUCAGGUGUACUUAGAAAAUAUCGACAUAAACACUCAAAUUUCUGCUUAAUUCUUGAAAAAACAGUCUGCUCAAAAUUGGAGCAACCGUUAAAUCCUUAGUUAUUUCUUCACAGAGGGUAGAUGUAACUGGACGCAACCAGAGUGGAAAAAACUUUGCAGUCUCUACGAGAGGUACCUCUUUUUUUUUUUACUUUUUCUUAUAAUACCACUAAUUACUAGUAUCACUGAUUAUUUUCAGUUUUGCCAUGGAUCACCGUUUCCCGUUUGCACAGGGACAGCACAACAGUUUUGAAAGAAGGGUGACUACAAUCCUCUCCUCUCCUCGAGCUCGUUACUAUCCCUUCCCUCUAAACAAGGUUACCUUUUUCGGUAGAAACAAAAUAAAAUGUCGUUGUAUUUAACGUCGCGCCUUUUCAAACCAAAAUAAAUUAUAUUUCAGCCCGAAUUUUUUUGUAAAUCGUGGGGUUCACGCAUUCUACGUCACAAAGCAGUAACAGAAUCACCUUGAUUGCUGUUUACGCUCGCAACGAUGUUUCAAACGUCGUUUUACUGCCGUGCCGAACUCAGUUGUUGGGAAAAAAAUUCGACUUAAGCAAGACAGUGGCACAACUUUUGAAUCAAAGUCGUGCUACUACCUAGUACUGAGCUUUGCCGUGCUACUUGUCAGUAGCAAGACUUUGCUACUGCCGUAGCGAACUCAAUUCAUACAUUAUAAAUACAUAUAUCUUAUUGGACGGUUUAGUGUGUAGUAUCGUGGGAUAUUUUAACGAGAUAAGAGUAAAAAUAUCCGAUACUACACACGAUACGACACACUAAACCGUCCAAUAAGAGAUUUAUCUGAUUCAACUCGAGGAAUGUAAAAUAUAACUCAGUUUAAAUGUGAACGCUUGCCUUAAUCUCAUACCCAGAUCUCUUCCUCAAUAAGAAAUCUGGGUACGAGUUAGUUUGCGAAGAGGCCUCUGACUCCUAGUCACGCAUUCAGCUUCAACAUAGGUGAUCGCCAGAGACGGGCUGUGAGCGGGGUUCAAAUUUGACACAAAAUAGUCAGGUAUUAAUCACAAGACUGUCACGAGAUAAAUCGGAAAAUUACUAGCUGGGAAUUUACUUGCCGGAAUAUUACUAGCUGUAAAACUACUAGUGACGAGCUCGUCCGGAAAAGUACUUAGCCUCGACUUCAUUUAAGGUUAGAGUACAGGACAAGCUGUGUUCCUCGAAAUCUUCCUUUUGGUCUCCAGACAUAACACGCUUUGUGAAUUUGACCCUCCUUCUCCCUUUCAUCGCCUCUUUCUUAAUGAUACUUUAUUUACUGUGCCUUUAUCUCGUGCCGUCAACUUUGCCAGAGCGUAAAAAAUCAAAUAAUCUGAGCUAAUUAAUUUGUUUGAAGAUGUUAUAUUUAAUCAAUAAACCGGCUAUCUUGCGUGGCCAAAAUUUUAUCCAAAUACUUCGUUGUCCCUUACCUUUAUUUCUUUAAGCGCUCUUGCAAACAAAGCUUGACUGAUGACCCGAAAUUUAGCUUAAGAUUGUCUUUAAGGGUAUAAGAAGCAAGCGAACAAAGAGGCAUAAUUGCUAUAUUUUUACAUAUCCUUGCAACAUUUACUGUGUGAAGAUAUUGUGAUUUGGUUCCUGUUUCUUGUUGUGGUACACUUUCCAGUGUAUGUAAUGCUCGUGAUUUUGCUCGUGACGUUGUGCCUCAGUAAAUAAAGGAACAAUCUUCGCUAAAAAGCAGAUUCCGAGUUCCAAUAACUGUCACUUUCAAAACGAGGCUUAGCUGUGAAAAUGAGUUUUAUAUUUGCAUGAGAAUAAAAAAUCAUUUUCAUAUCUAUGGCUUUGCAAUUACCCUCGCUUUGAAACAGAGGCUUGGAACAAAUCGGAAAGGGCCUAUUGAUGCCCUCUUCAGUGCUCACAGUAUCCCUGUAAUUAAUCCUCUCUGUUCUUUUUUCCAAACCAAAGAGCAAUCACUUGUUCUGCCUGGUGGUGUUCUAAAGGCCAUUCGUUCUCGAUCGUGUGAGGCAGUGGAUGUUGUGGCUCAAAUGCAAGAAAGUGUGGAAAAUCUACAGUUGAAGUCAACAGUACUGGUUGAUCUAGCGCCGGAGACCAAACAGUGGAUUCGUUGCCUUGCAAUCAACGCUAAAAAUGAAAACAGGAUGGACAUAGUUACCUACUUGAGGUCCAUUGCCCCCGCUGGAACUACCGGUGAGUUGGCAGUAAAAAUAAAAGUUCACCAUUUUCAUAUUGCUUAUUAUACACCUAGAUUACCCCCCACAAUUAUCUGUCUGGUCUUGUUUUUUUUGCUUUUACCGGGGCAGUGUUAGCUCAGUCGGUAGAGUGCGUGUGACCUCAGAGCGGGAGGUCGCGGGUUCGAUUCCGGGGGCUGGAACAAUACUCAGGGUCUUAAAAUAACCGAGAAAUGAAGGUACUCCCUUUGCACUGCAAGCGGCUAGACCUUCGCGUGACUCGGAUUACCACGUAAAAUGUCGGUCUCGGCUCUAGUAGGAGGUGUUAAAAUAGUGUCCCCAAUUAGUACUUUCGUGCUAAAUACAUUGACACUCAAAUAAAGUUCAUUUUUUUUUAACUUCAUGUUCCCCCCUCACUCCCCUCCCCUGGUAAAAUUAACAUUCCCGCCGAUUGACUAAAAUAAAAUGUUUGCUGGUUUGGGCUUAAUAUAAAACGCUUCACUUAUUAUUUCAACCUAAUAGUAAAAUGUGUGUUUCUGUUCAAUACACCAGGCCCGUUGUUGGCUGAAAACCUUGAUGUUCGGUGUAUCCCAUUUAAGCAGAGAAAGGACUUGACAAUCAAUCUCGGCGGUAAGUAAAAUAACAUACGAAUCAGCUUUGUGUUUGUUACCUGCUUUUUUCAGUAUAUUGGGGACAGUUGCGCGUGGACGCGUGGACAAGAGUAUCGUGGCCUCUUGAAAAGCGAUUUUCGACGUACUUGUUGCCUAAGUUUCCUACAAGGGGUUGGGGGGGGGGGGGGGUUGGGGCAUACAGGUUUCGUAAUUGAUGUUUCGUAAUUGAGAGGUGUAUGGAAAUAUUAAUGGUUUGCAAUAUCGUAAAAUAUUGCGAUAAAUAUAUAACAAUUAUUCACGGAAGUGGAGGUGGGUAAUAGGGAGAUUACCGAGGCCGCGAAGCGGCGAGGAAAAUAAUUACCACUAACCACCGACACUGAGGUGAAUAACUGUUUUAGUAUAUACUAAAACAGUAGGAUAAUUGAGCGCAAAAAUGAUUUUUAACUCAUUUACUGUUGCAAACGAUUACAAUUUUGGCGCGCGAUGACCGAACGGCCGCGGUCGUCGCUUUUUCUUGCCGACAAAUAAACUUUUGAAGGCAUUUGUUUAGCUCUUGCGGGGAAAUUUCUUCAAAAGGAGUUGUGAAUUCUUUUUGUAUUUAAAAUCAUUCGGUGAAAAAGACUAUUAAAUUUAGUUUUAAGCUUAUUGAUGAACAAGUCAACUGAAUAAAGUAACGCAAGACUUAAUCUUAAUUUGAUUUGUAAACAAACUUUUUCACCGGUUUUAUUGAUAAACUCAAGUCAAAAAGACAAAGCUUUGCCUGUUAAAACUUCCAAACCGAACUUCGUCACCUUCUUCGUGUAUUUCGGGAACAGCUUGCUUGAUUAGUUGUGAAAUUUCUUUGUUUGUUACAGCAGAAAACCGGGAAGGCAUUUUGCUCGCAACUUGCGCGAGUUUGGCGUCGCUCGCUCGGAGGAACUGGAGGUGGAUCAGUGGAUAGUGCAGGAUGUUCACUGAUUGAGUAGCCAAUCAGAGCGCGCGAAAAACACUAUCCACUGUUUUACUAAAUACUUUGAAAAAAAGUCAAAAUAUUGGUUAUUGUGAGAGAGAACGACGGGUUUUGGCGAUUUGGAGGGUCUUGGCGUCAAACGUUUAUAUUAAAGUGUUAUAUUAGAGCAUUCGAUUUCAGUUGACGCAAUUAAUUUCGCUUCAGGUGGAGACGAAUGGAAACUACUUGCAGAGAAGCUUGGCAUGUCUUACGACGAAAUCCGCUUCCUCGACAAAAGAACCUCAAACCCUUGCAACGUUGUUCUUGAUCUUGUGGCACAUUCUCGUCAUUUAAAUGUUGGAGAAGUGUAUGACAUUUUAGUGGAAUGUGAGCUUGCGGGAUCCGCAGACUUACUGUAA